Molecule: messenger RNA, 952 nt
Organism: Arabidopsis lyrata subsp. lyrata
Lineage: Eukaryota; Viridiplantae; Streptophyta; Magnoliopsida; Brassicales; Brassicaceae
Exons: 1
Coding region: 395-631 (78 amino acids)
Source: RefSeq, a predicted model, not a curated record
UAUUGUUUUUUCUUCCAGUGGAAUGGUAAAAAUAGUAAAAAUCUGUAAAUGCAUUUCGUAUUUGUUUGGUAACUAUUUGAUUAUUUUCAAUUCCUACUUUUGAUUUCUUACAAAACAAAUGUUUUUUCAACCUUUUUAAGAAAGUCAUAGAGACCGAGUUCACUAGUAAUAUGAAGAACACACAUCAACUGUUUGAUCUAGCUUAUACUAUAUAUUAAAACAUUAAAUAUGAAUAAUUUAAUUAAAUACUACGUAAAAACGCGAUAAGAAAGAUGAAUAGUCAAACAUUCUCGGUCAAAAAUUAAUGCGCUUUGCUUUACACACGCAGACACAAUCACAUAAAUAUUCUUCUUAAUCUCAAAGAGAAAGAGAAUUAAAAACAAAAGUUAUAACAAUGGAGAACAAGAAUGUCUUUGUGCUGUGUAUGAUCUUAUUAUUUGUGGGUUCGUCGUUAAUGUUUGAAAGAGUUGAUUGCAGAGUUCUACGAUCAAAGCCAUUUAGAUAUAUCAACGUUAACGACCAUGAUCAAUCCUCAGCGACCAUGAAGGUGAAGAGCUCGAGCACUCCUUUGCCGAAGAUUUAUGCUUACCGGUUAGCGUCUGGUCCGAGUAAAAGAGGAAGUGGUCACUGAUCAACAAUUGCUACUUCUUCUUUUUUUUUUCCGAUGUUUUCUUUUUCCUUUUUGUUAGAUUAUUUAUAAUGUGUAAAUCGAAAGUUUUCUUGUUUUAGCCAAAGAAGUAAAAGAAGAGAUUGAUUAUAUCUCAUUCUUUCAAGGAGAUUUAACGUGUAACAUUAAGUUCCUAGCUUUAUCGGUCCAGUACAUGUAAAUGUGUGAUAUUUUCUUUCCAAAUGAAAUAGUAAUGGUAAAAUAAUGUUAGUUUUAGAAUUCAAAACUAGGCCGUUUUCUUAAUCUUUAGACUUUGACGGCUCACGACUUAACGGUAGCUAAAAU